AUGGAUAAGAUAUUCUUUGUUCUCGUAUUUGCAUGCAUCGGAAGCGGCUACUCUUGUUCCUGGGAUGUAAGUUUCAUGUUUACGGUUACUGUAAUGUAAUAAGCUUACAGAUAAAUCUAUAUUACUCUAACCAGUAAAUUACUGUAAUACUACUUAGGUGUCAAGAAUAAUAAUAUGUUUUUCAUUUCAGAAUUGCCCUUCGUUUGACAGUGAAAAUGACAUCAAUGUGCAUAUUGUAAGUAAAAGCAUUACCUCGGUCAUAAAGUUUGUAGAAUUUUAGUUCAAAAGUCUUCCUUUUCUAUCCACUUUUCGAUCAAAAUUAGGAUAAACAAAAUAAAUUAAUGUUUAGAUUCCUCACACGCAUGAUGAUAUGGGCUGGAUCAAGACAGUAGAUGACUAUUACACUGGAGGUAUGUCUACUACAAUAUAACUUAAAUAAGCUAAUUUAGCCAAGAAAAGACUAGUUAAUGUCGGAGUUCAAUUCAUAUACGAUUCUGUGAUCGAUGAGCUCAGCAAGGACAAGGAUCGUCGAUUUGUGUUCGCCGAAGUCGGCUUCUUGAUGAGAUGGAUACAUCAACAUGGAAGUGAUGUCAAACUCAUCGAAAAGUUCAAAAAGUUGGUUGCUGAUGGUAAGAAACAUUAAAUUUUUUAAAGUUUCUGGCACUUAUAAUUAGCGAAAUUGAUAUUCCAAGAUUUAUCAAAUUUGACAUUUCGUUCUUAUUGAUUGUGACAUUUCGUCCAGAAACAAAAUUCUGUCUUUCAAAUUAAAAUUCUUUGCGAAACAGAUUUUUGCCGUAAAACGAGGUAAGACUUCAAUUUCAGGCCAAAUUGAAAUAAUCGGCGGAGGAUGGGUUCAGCCAGACGAGGCAGCUUCUCAUUACAUUGACCUUAUAGACCAAUAUACGUUAGGCUUACAGUAUCUGAACGAAACCUUCGGAGAAUGCGGAAAACCCAAAGUGGCAUGGCAGAUAGACCCAUUUGGGCACAGUAAAGAGCAUGCUAACUUAUUGGCUCAGGUAAUGUUCGGUUUAUGUUACAGUAGGUGUUUAGAUGGGGUACGAAGCUCUGUUUCUUGGUAGAAUGCACUUUAACGAGCUGGAGGAACGACAUCAAAACAAGAGCAUGGAGUUCGUGUGGGCUGGAUCUGAUGACCAAAGUAAGUAGUAACAAUAAUUGAAAGUAUUGUUCGUUAUUGUUGAUUGGAGGAAUAUUAAGAUAAGUAUGUUGAGCUAAUCAAAAAUGUUACUAAAUGUCUAAACUUACAUUGUAAAUUAAAAUGUAUAUUCUGCAACUUCAGGAACUAAUAUUUUUACUGGUGGAUUCUACACCAACUCCUACGCCUCUCCCGAGAACUUCUGCUUCGAUCAGCUGUGUGCUGAUGAUCCUGUAGUGGAAGAUCCUUCUCUAGAUGGCUACAACCUACCUCAGAUGGCUGCUAGUUUCGUGGAGAUGGUGCAGAAGAGGUCUUCGGUGCUACGGCACAACCACUUGUUGUUGUUGAUGGGUGGGGACUUCCAGUACUCGAACGCUAACAUGUACUUCUCCCAGAUGGAUCUGUUGUUCAAGGAGAUCAACAAGGACUCGGCGUCUCACAACGUCACAGUACGGUACUCUAUUCCAUCGUGCUAUAUGAGGUCUUUGAAGCGAUUGUACUUCCAAGUGCCAACUAAAAAUGACGAUUUCUUUCCGUAUGCCAGCUCUGAACACCAAUAUUGGACUGGAUAUUACACUAGUAAACCGGCAUUGAAGGGUCUGAUUAGAAAGGUGUCGAACUUCUUACAGGUAACAGAUGUUUUGGUAUAAUGUAGACGAUUCCUUCACAUAUUAUUUAGUUAGUUUUAUGUUGGUAUACUGCUAUUGUUAUAACAAUUCAGCAAAUUAUUUCAUUUUUGUUACCUAAAAUAAUAUUACGCUUGUUUAGUUGACUCGCAUGUUGCGAGUAGCUGCUUCGUUGAUUUCUGCUGACCAUUACCGUGAUGAAGAUACGAUUGAACGUGCUAUGGGACUUGUGCAACAUCAUGAUGCUGUCACGUAGGCUUUUAUUUAUCAUUUUCCCUCAGGAUUUUAAUAAAAAUCUACUGAUUUAAGUUAUGCUAUAAGAUACAGAAAAGUUAUAUAUAAUUUUAUUUUUUGACUUUUAGAGGAACUUCAAAGGAAGCGGUUACUGUAGAUUACGAGAAGAGAUUACUGAUAGCGAUGGAUACGGUAGAAGUGAGUUUUAAAAAUUUUAUUUUGUUCACUAAAUUAAAAUUAUUUUAGGAGUUGACAGACCUGGCGUUUAGAACUUUGUCUCAUAUUCACCAUGACGUCAAGAUACACUUCUGUCCUCUGCUCAACGAAACUGUUUGUGACGUUGUCAAGUAAGAUAACAAAUUUUUUCCUAAUUUACAGUUGUGUGUCUUUAUUUAAAAAUAUUUAAAUGGUUUUUUUAUUUUUAGCUCAGAAACUGUAGCAGUAACCUUCUUCAACUCAAACUCGAAGCCAAUUGAAGAAGUGGUUGAGAUACCAUAUUACUCUAGAUCAGCUCUGGUUCAGGACAACAACUUGAAUGAUAUUCAUUCAGAAGUGGGUCAUCUUUUAGAGUUUCAUAUUGAAUUUAUAAAAAUAACAUGAAUCCACACCACCAACUUAUAACACCCUUGCUUUCAGAUCACAAAGAGCUUCCGAUUGGCAGAGCAGUUACUGUCAAACCAAACAGCACCAUUCCAGAUUACAUUCCCAGUCUCAGUACCAGCUUUGGGGUACAAAACGUAUUUUAUCACAAAGCUGAAGAGCAAGUAAGUGAAUAAUGACGGUUUAGUGACAAAGUUAAGCACUUUAUUCUAAAUAAUUAUGAAGAUGUAAGGGUAGAGUUAUUUAAAGUCAUCAAAUUGGGUAAUGUUAACACUUCAAAACAAAAUGCGUCAUUUGCGAGAAAUAGGAACUAGCAUUGUUAAUGUAGUAUGACCUAGUAGACAAGUGUAGUAUGAUACUCACCAUGAAUGUAGCUAGCGUCAAACUACAAUAAUAUCUUCAGACGCAACUACCUGUCGCGGAAGAACUUGGUCAAAACAAAGUACCGUAGUCCAAACGAGACUGUAAGUAUCGAGAAUGAGUUCAUCAGACUGGACUUUGCUCAAAACGGACUAGUUCAGUCCUGGACUGAUAUUCGAACUAACAAGACUGAACAGUUUACUCAGCAGUUCUUCUAUUACAAUGGAAUGGGACAAAAUGGUACCGAAGCUAGGACUGGAGCCUACAUCUUUAGGCCUAAUGGUACUUGUCCUAUCGACCUUCCUCAGCCGAUUCAGAUCGAGUACUUUAAAGUGGGUAUGGGUGGGAAGGGGGGGGGGGUAUUACACGUGGCUUAAGCAUGAUUAUCUUAUCUUAAAAUACGUUUUUUGUAAGACUCGAGCGUUUUCAAAUCCCCAGUCGACACAAAAAAAAUCAAUGUCUUCAAAAUUUUUGAAAUUUAAAUAUUUGAACAGCCUAUACGCGUAAGUUACACAAAAAUAAAAAAUUUUUAAAAAAAGUUACAGUAUGAAGGCGUACGGUAAUACCAGUCGUGUUUUCAUAUCUCAGUAAUGAGCAGUCGUAGAGACACACUUUCUUCACCAAACUGUUAAGCGUGUUUAAUAAUGCUUUUUUGUUAUUUACAUCUACAUUCUAGCGUAUCAGGAAGUGCUUCAAAAAUUUGCAUCUUUUGUGCGCAACUACAGUAUUCCGUGUUUUUCUCGGCAGGGAUCUGAUGCGACACUUUUUUAUUUCAGAUUAUCGGGACUUACAAAAAACGUGUUUUAAAUAAGGUGAAAUUAAACUCUAUGUUUCGGUAAUUUUGGAGCUUUAUGUACUUUUAUAAUACAUUCAUUUAACAACUACUUACAGUAACUUCUCUUACCGUUACAGGGUGAACUGGUUCAAGAGGUACGGCAGGUAGUGUCGCCGUGGAUUAGUCAGGUGAUAAGGUUGAGAAAGGGUGACAGCUUUGCCGAAUUCGAAUACACAGUUGGACCCUUACCAAAAGAGGAAUUGUACGUAGCUACAUUGAUGUUACUAUACAUUGUCUUAAAUGUAUGUUGUUAUCUAAUCACGUGUUUAGAAGUCCAAUUGCGAAGGAAGUAAUCACACGGUAUACAGUAAGUGGGCUCGGCAACAAAAACAUCUUCUACACGGAUACCAACGGCCGGCAGCUGAUGCAGAGGACGUAAGGAGGAUACUGUAGUAUACGAAAAAUAUAUACAUUGUUAUGAUGAUAUACCUAUACCACAUGCAUAUUGUACAAGGCGCUUAGAGCUUUUAACAAUAUAUGUUUAAAACUACAGUAUAACAGUUUGAACUUUCUUACAGAGUAAACCAAUCCCCCACAUUUGCUCGCAAUGUAACCGAACCCAUCAGUGGCAACUACUACCCUAUCACUAGCCAGAUACUGAUUCAGGACGGCCAAUCCCAGCUCUCAGUGCUCACUGACAGAUCUCAUGGAGCCACGUCUUUGGCGGACGGCCAAGUCGAGGUUAUGGUAAGGGAAAGCACCUGUCGGUAAUGACGUUGUUUACAUAUCAAAGUAUUUACUCGGUAUUUGCCACAAACAUAAUGACAUAUUAUGCUGGCCUUUUACGGAAGUCGAAUAUUAUAGUUGUCUGGUCAGAAAUUACAGAGAAACGUUUUUGAUACAAUUUCUGGUUUUUUUCUGUAAUUAUCGACCAAAAUGUGAUAAUAGAUGUUUAUGAUUGUAUGGCAGCAAGUACAAUAAUAUAUAUUUAAAUUACUCACGUAUUUUAUGCAAAUUAUAUAUAUAUAUUAUAUAUUAGCUACACCGUCGCGCCUUCGAUGACGAUGGGUGGGGCGUGGAUGAAGCACUAGACGAACCAGGUCAAGAUGGUCGAGGACUGAUAGUAAAAGGAGUGCACAAGGUACUGUUAACUCAAACUGACAAGUCCGCUUAUCGACCAAAGGCCCAAGAUGUAUAUCAUCGACCACUGAUAGCCUUUUCGCCGAUCCAAUCAGUGGACGACUACAAGAAGAAUACGGUAACAGAGGUACGACCACUUUAUAAGCCUAUUCCACGUAUUUUCUGACCGACUGUGACAUUUUAUUCUGCUGUCACUCCUUACGUGUUGUGCAUACGUAACUUGUUAUGUUUCAGUUCUCUUUGUUGUCGGCCGAGCUUCCUACUCAGUUACAAGUAAUUACGCUGAAAGCCCUACCCAACAAUCGUAUCUUACUGCGCCUCGAGCACAUCUACCAGGGGACCGAAGAUGUCAUCCUGUCCCAGCCGGUUACGGUUAAUCUCUCGGUAAGUGCAAGUUUGUAGUACUAUGAGUAGGUCGUCGGUGUUUAGUCACUCCUUUGGGUAUUAACCUUACAUUCAUAUAGUAGGUCUUGUAUAGUAUUAAAAGUGCACAGAAUUUGCAUACGUAUACAAUUGGUAUAGACUUGGCCAUAAAUUAAUCAAAAAAGUAAUGGCCCUACUCAUAAAAGCCGUGCCAUGUACUUUUUGACCCCGAUCGCAGACAAAUCUGUUUACAAAACACAUAAACAGACCAUAAACAACAGUCUAUCUUAGAGUCCACAAGUACUUUCCUCCCUGUAGUCAACACCAAUUUCAGAAAUUAUUCAAAUUCCGUGUAGCCAGCCUCCAGGAGACGGACCUCUCCGGCCUGACCGUGCUCCAGUCCACCAGUGACGCGGUGAUUUCACUGUCGCCGAUGCAAAUACGCACCUUCUACUUGACUCUUGAAUAA
Molecule: messenger RNA, 5720 nt
Organism: Bursaphelenchus okinawaensis
Lineage: Eukaryota; Metazoa; Nematoda; Chromadorea; Rhabditida; Aphelenchoididae
Source: the annotation of a GenBank genome assembly